ACUCAUUUCCCCUAGUGACCUUGACAAGUCAGAAGCUUGGUAGCAGGGAAAUCCGGAUGUCUCAGUCAUGAACUGGAGCAGUAGGGGGGGCCCACAUUAUUUCCAGAAGUCUCCAUCCAGACUGGUGAUUAUCUGCUUCUGUUCCUGCCAGUGCCCAUUGGAGGUGCUUCUCUGGCUCUGAAGGGGCUGGCACGAUGGCCAAGUACUUCAGCCUGGUGUUGCUUCUUGCCUCCAUCUGGACCACAAGGCUCUUGGUCCAAGGCUCUCUCCGCGCAGAAGAGCUUUCCAUCUCAGGACAAUGCAGACUCAGGGGGGUCGUCCUUGUGAGCAAAAAGACAAACCCGCAGCUGAAUUUCACAGAAGCCCAGGAGGCCUGUAGGCUGGUGGGACUCACGUUGGCCAGCAAAGACCAGAUUGAAGCUGCAUGGGAAGUUGGCUUUGAGACUUGCAGUUAUGGCUGGGUUAAAGAUCAGUUCUUGGUCAUCUCUCGGAUUUUCGCCAACCCCAAGUGCGGGAAGAACGGGAAGGGCGUCCUAAUUUGGAGAAAUUCACCUAAUCAAAAGUUCAGGGCCUAUUGUUACAACUCAUCUGAUAUUUGGAUUAACUCAUGCCAACCAGAGGUUAUCACCACCAAUGAUCCCAUAUUCAGCACUGAAAUGGCAACACACACAACAGAAAUGACUGUCAGAGACAGCACAUACUCAGCAUCCUCUGCUGAGGGACCUUACUCUGUUACACAGACUGUGUCUCCUGUUCCUGCUCUGGCUUCCACUUCUACUCCACGGAAAAGAAAUUUAAUUUGCAUAACAGAAGCUUUUAUGGAAACUAGCAGCAUGUCUACAAAAACUGAAUUAUAUAUUGAAAAUAGAGUAGCGUUCAAGAAUGAAGCUCUCGGGUUUGGAGGUGUUCCCACGACCCUGCUGGUACUCGCCCUCCUCUUCUUUGCUGCUGCCGCUGGCCUAGCAGUUUGCUACAUCAGAAGGUAUGUGAAGGCCUUCCCCUUUACAAACAAGAAUCAGCAGAAGGAAAUGAUUGAAACAAAAGCAGUGGAGGAGGAGAAGGCUGAUGAUGGCAAUCUGAAUGCUGAAUCAACAAAAAUCGAUAAAAAGCUGGAAGAGCCGAAGAGUCCACCCAAAACCACAGUGCGAUACCUGGAAGCUGAAGUUUAGGUGAGAAAGAAAUGAGAAGACAUACCUGAGGCUGAUUUCCUUCCUGAUACAUGUCCUGGCCCCAGGGCGGGAGCCUAAAAGGGCCAAAGAACCAAACUAGAAAGUCCACCCUUGGUGGCUAAUUGAAGUCAGCUCCAGGCUACCUUUGGACUCUGGAGCUCACCAAAGGGAAAUCCCUUUUUCUUAUUGCAGUCCUUUCUGGACCCUAUCCUCCUACCUCCAAAGCUUCCCACAGCCUCUCUAGCCUGGUUAUGUCCUAAUAAUAUUCUGGUGGGAGAAAGGAGCUUGUGCAAAGCAGCAGGACCUAAAAGAGCUAAUCAGAACAUGUUUGUCAAGAGGACUUCAGGCUGGCUGAGAACCGGUGAGUUGAGAGCUAGGAAACCAUUGGAUCAAGGCUUUGUCUGUUGAUUGAUUCUACAGCUCAGAUCCUUUCUUCAGCUCUGGAAAGGAAACACCACCUGGCAGGUCCUUCUGAGGCAAGAGCAAAAGAAGGAAGGAGAAGUUUAGCAACUGAAGGCCAGGCAGAUUCUCAUGACUUGAGCCCCAAUCUCUGCAAAGCCAAAAUAAGCAGAGAAAAAGAAUGAGGCUGAGGCUAUCGACAGCAUCUUGUCAGUAGGGACUGUAACUACAGACAGGGCCAAAGUAUUCAUCUUUGAAUAAUUUGAGUUGGAAUCACUUUAUAGAACCUACACAUACAUACUUUUCUCUCUCCCCCACUGCUAUUUUCUCUAGAAGAAUAUACUUUUACAAGAAAUGCCCCCCCCAAAAUCUCUUACAAAUUUCUAUUUUUAUCUGAGUUACAGAAAUCAUUACUGAAUAAAAUUACUGUGUUAAGAAGCAGUAAAAUUUAAUAAACAUUUGCUGAAUGCCUACUCCAUGGCAGGACCGUGCAAGUUAUUACGUUCUGGAAUUGAUGAUUAUUCAUCAAAAAUUGCAUAUGGUAGAAUGUAUGAAGAUAAGUUUUUUCAGUAUUAAUAUCUGCAACUUAUCCACUUCCAAAACCUUUUUUUUUUUUGCUGAGACUAACCUCAUUAUUUUCUCAUUAACAUGGCAACCACUAUAGCCUUAAUUUAUUUUCAACAUACCUAAAAAGUACAUCAUUGCCUCUAUAGACCAAAGCACAUUUUUCAAAAUGUCAUUACCAAGUACAUCACUAACUCUCCUUUCUCCAAGCAAAGGGGCCUGAAAGGGGCAAAAAUAUUUGUGCCGAAAAAAUAAAAGCAUUUAGAAAAU
Vicugna pacos (alpaca) is the source of this 2402-nucleotide messenger RNA. Lineage: Eukaryota; Metazoa; Chordata; Mammalia; Artiodactyla; Camelidae. The record is from RefSeq and is a predicted model, not a curated record.